Molecule: messenger RNA, 1819 nt
Organism: Xenopus laevis (African clawed frog)
Lineage: Eukaryota; Metazoa; Chordata; Amphibia; Anura; Pipidae
Exons: 2
Coding region: 618-1484 (288 amino acids)
Source: RefSeq, a predicted model, not a curated record
AUAUAGGAAGGUCAGUAUUUAUUAUUUGAGCUGUUAUGUACCCCAUUAGUGUGAGUUUGGGGGACACUGGAGCACAAGGACAAUGUUAGUUGAAUGUGUAAUAAGUGUGUGGCUAUUAUUAUAGAGUCUUCUGCCUCAAAAGUCAAAGUAAGAGCCGUGUGGGGAUGAAAGAGUUACAAUACUCCGCUACCUGCAGUAAAUAUAAAGUAGGUAAUAGGGAGGUUACAGGGACUCUAAGUAACAUGACUUGUCACGCUGCUGCCCCUUUAAGGCCAACAAUUACCCACAAUCCUUUUCCAGAUCAAACCAAGAUGGCGACAUCAGUGAAUAAACUGAAGGAAUAAUGACGUAAUGCUGAUUGCCACGCCUCCCCUGUUCUUUCUCUCUUCCCCUAUAGGAGCAGCUGACCCGCCGUUUACAUUUCCGUGCUGUGUGAUUGGCUGAUUAAGAUCACGCCUCCAGCUCAGCUCUGCGUCCUGGAAGUUAGGCUGCGCGGCCUCGUUGAUAAUACAGAGGAGCAGGUGAUACCCCAGGAAUGCUCCUCAUAGGAGGGACACCCCCACCCAACAGACACACUACCGGGUCAACUUACUGAAGUUUCUCCCCAAGGAACCUCAAUGGAGACUUUGUGCACUGACCUCCAGCCAUUCAGUGUGGCAAUUCAUGAUGGUGGGGACUUAGAGCCAAGCACUCUGAGGCCCACUGUUAGAGAGGAACUGGAGCAAUACACGCUGGGACCUGCUAGUAGUAUGGUGUUGGAGCCCGGUACUCUGGGACCCAGUGUUUGUGCCAAGUUGGAAUCAACUACUCUGGGGCCCACUGUUAGUGCAGACUUAGAGCCAAGUACUUUGGGACCUGCUGUUAGUACAGAGUUAUUAUCAAGCAUGUUAGGGCCCAGUCUUUCUGUGGAACUGGAGCCGAGAAGUCUGGGGCCCACUGAGCGAAGCACUCUGGGACCUGCUAGUAGUAAGGUGUUAGAGCCCAGUACUCUGGGAACUACUAGUAGUAAGGUGUUAGAGCCCAGUACUCUGGGAACUACUAGUAGUAAGGUGUUAGAGCCCAGUACUCUGGCAGCCAAUAUCAGUUCAACGCUAGAGCCGAGUACUCUUUGGCCUGUUGUUGAUACAGAGUUGGAGACAACUAUUUUGGGGCACACAGUUACUCUCUGCAAGCAGCCUGUAGAAGAGGGGAAUGGUGAGGACAUAGAGCAAUGCAUUGUGGGGGAGAGCCUUAUGGAGGAAUGUGAGAAUUUAGGUUUUGCACAUGGGACAGAGGAGGAUUCAGAGCAGGGCCCUGUGCCUUGUGAGGACAGCACUAGGGAACUGACUGAUUCAGCCUACACAGAGGACACUUUGGAAGACUCUGGAGACUUUCCCAGCCUCCUGCCAGUGGUUGGAGGAGGUGCUUCUGAUGUAUCCCCGCCCACCAGUCCCAUUCAUCGAGACGAGGCACACCAGGAGAACACACGUCUUUGUACUGAGUGAGGUCGGGAAGCCCAUUUACUCUCGCUAUGGCAACGAGGAGGCCUUGUCCUCCAUCAUAGGGGUCGUGAUGGCUUUCGUCAGCUUUGUACACAGUGGGGAUAAUUGUAUCUGCUCCAUCGUCUCAGGUACCUUCCUGCACUUCUUCUGCUCCUGGUGCACCUAACCUAGGCAGUUCUUAUGCUCCCUGCACCUUUCUUUUCUACAUCCCUAUACAUGCUGAAAUGUCUACAGCCCAGAACAUUCCUUCUCUGUAUAUUUGUAUUUAUACAUAUGGGAGGAGGGAGGUGCCAUAUUGAUUCCCUUAGACAGUACAGUAGGAGGGUAUAGCUUAUUGU